Molecule: messenger RNA, 534 nt
Organism: Penicillium lagena
Lineage: Eukaryota; Fungi; Ascomycota; Eurotiomycetes; Eurotiales; Aspergillaceae
Product: cupin domain-containing protein
Exons: 1
Coding region: 1-534 (177 amino acids)
Source: RefSeq, a predicted model, not a curated record
AUGACUGUCACCCCACAGUCGAACAUCAAAGUGACCACCCGCCAAAUCCCAAAAUGGCACCGCAUCCCCAACACCUCUAUCCAGUCCCACCCACUCAUGAUCUACCAUAGCGCCUUUGAUACAUCCGAGGAGCUGUCCGCGUGUCUGAAAGAGACCGGCGAAGUAGACCCGCAAUGGGUCUACACCAUGUACAGCCAGACCCAUUUCCACUCCACCACACACGAGGUCCUGGGCGUGAUCUCGGGCCGCGCCCGGCUGUGCUUCGGGGGCGAGGAGAAUCCCGACCGGUUUGAGCCAACGGUGCAGCGGGGCGACCUCAUCAUUGUCCCUGCCGGGGUGGGACACCGACUCUUAGAUGACCUGGACGGGAGUGCGGAGCCAUUCAAAAUGGUCGGUGCGUAUCCUCGCGGGAAGCACUGGGAUAUGUGCUAUGGGCAACCGGGGGAAGAGGCCAAGGUUGAGAACAUCCAAAAUCUGCCCUGGUUCAAGAGAGACCCGCUGUACGGAGAUGAUGGACCAGCUCUGCAUGUCUAG